Oryza sativa Japonica Group (Japanese rice) is the source of this 1415-nucleotide messenger RNA. RefSeq names its product outer envelope pore protein 37, chloroplastic. Gene Ontology annotation, biological process: monoatomic cation transport. Gene Ontology annotation, cellular component: chloroplast outer membrane. NCBI's taxonomy places the organism in Eukaryota, Viridiplantae, Streptophyta, Magnoliopsida, Poales, Poaceae. Gene Ontology annotation, molecular function: monoatomic ion channel activity. The record is from RefSeq and is a predicted model, not a curated record.
ACUUCCCUCUUCCUCCAUUCGAUUCUUCCCACCACACCACUCCCUCCGCCCCUCCGCAUCGCUUCCUCCGCCGCCACCCCCAUGGCCACCACCACCACCACCUCCUCCUCCUCCUCCAAUUCCCAAAACCCUAACCCCUUCAACCUCCCGCCAUGGCUCCGCAGCCUCCGCUGCCCCUUCACCUUCCUCUGCCCGCCCCCACCGCCCCCGCCGCCCCCUCCUCCUCCGCCGCCGCCGCCGCCUCCCCCGCUGGAGGUGGUGUCGCCGUCCCCGCGGUGGAGGCGGCCGGGGCUGAGGGUGACCACGGAGUACGACAGCGAGGAGGCCAUGUUCGCGCACAAGGUGUCGUGCAAGGUCGCGGGCGGGCUCGCCAAGCUGCGGCUGUCGUUCCAGAGCGACCCGUCGGGGCAGGGGUUGGGGGAGGAGGGCGACCCGCGGCGGCAGCUAUUCGUCGCGCCCGUGGUCGGGCUCAUCGCCAAGAAUUUCUCCGUGCUGUACGACGUCGAGGCCCGCAACGCGCUGCUCAGCGGGCAGGGCUCCCUCCCCGGCGGCGCCAUCCAGCUCCGCGGCUCACACGAUGUCAAGGAGCGACAAGGAGAAGUCUCAGUGAUCACUAGGCUGGGUGAUCCGUCUUAUAAACUUGAGCUAUCAUCCUUGGUGCCUUACAAUGGUCUGCCGAGAGCAACCCUCCACUUUCCUAUUGGUCAAGUGUCAGUUGAAGAGAGGAGAAACGAAGCGGAUGAGAAAAUGUUAUCCCUUUAUGGAAUUGCAAAAUCUAAUUUCUUGGAUGGCAUUCUUACUGCCCAGUACAGUGAAAACGAUAUUAAUCUGAGAUAUUGUUAUAAGGACAAUGAACUAACUUUAAUUCCCAGCGUGUCCCUGCCUUCCAAUGCUGUAUCCUUAGGCUUCAAAAGGCGGUUUGGUCCUUCUGAUAAGUUGAGCUAUCGUUAUGACUUUACCACUGAUGACUGGAAUGCUGUUUAUAAGCGCACAGUUGGUAAAGAUUUCAAAGUGAAAGCUGGUUAUGAUUCUGAGGUGCGAGUUGGAUGGGCUUCAGUUUGGGUGGGUCAAGAAGACGGCAAGGCAAAGACCGCACCAAUGAAGACGAAACUUCAGCUCAUGCUUCAAGUUCCUCAGGACAAUUUCCGCAAUCCCACCUUCCUGUUCCGUGUGAAGAAAAGAUGGGAUCUGUAGCAUAUGCUACAUUAUAUACUCCAUUUGUAUGGGGAUACCAGUAUUGGGUACUCGGGAUUUGGCCAACAUUUUGUUGUAAGCUGCGUAGGAUGGCUUGAAAAAAAAAAUCCAUGAAGCCUUUCCAAUUCUCAUCAUGUAAUUCUGCCUGCUGUACAUAACGGCCAUCGUUCGUUCCGCACAUAAGCAAUUUGAUUUCCAUGUAAGAUUGUUCACCCCUUUAC